Messenger RNA from Clarias gariepinus (North African catfish), 5228 nucleotides. It is a transcript of the gene pde4ba, whose product is annotated as phosphodiesterase 4B, cAMP-specific a. Gene Ontology annotation, biological process: signal transduction. Gene Ontology annotation, molecular function: 3',5'-cyclic-AMP phosphodiesterase activity; transmembrane transporter binding. The record is from RefSeq and is a predicted model, not a curated record. Bases 689 to 2839 code for a protein of 716 amino acids. NCBI's taxonomy places the organism in Eukaryota, Metazoa, Chordata, Actinopteri, Siluriformes, Clariidae. The transcript has 15 exons. Gene Ontology annotation, cellular component: nucleus; perinuclear region of cytoplasm; cytosol.
CACUGCCUAAGGCAACGGACUUAGGUGUGCCUCCUUGGAGUGCUGUCUCUGGUGUUUUUCUCCUGUCUCUGCUCUCCGUGUGCUGAGCAAUUCUGUGCUGAAAGGGAGUGCAAAACGUGUUGCGAAAUGCGUGCAUGCAAGAACCGGAGCGGGUGAUGACGGCUGAAGCGAUGCUCUCAGCUCCCUUCGAUGUGAUUUAUCGUGGAGGUUCCUGGAGCUGAACGGAGACAGAAGACAGAAGCGUGUGUGCGUGUGUAUGUGUUCUUUGGGGAAAGUGAGGGAAGCAGGCGGAUCUGCAAAGAAAGAGGAAAGUGUAGAGGAGUUAAAAUAGCAACAUCUAACAAAAGUCAGAUGACUUUUAUUAGACAGAGAAGGAUGUAAUAAGGGGUUGGAAAAGGGAAGGUUGUGUAUACAGAGUACACAGAGAGAGAAGUGUGUUUCUUUUUCUCUCAGGAAGCAGGUGUGACUGCGCUGACGAAAGCCUCCUCUUAGUGUGUCAGUAGCACUCAGUGCACACAGGCGAAGGAUUGCUCCCGCGCCAGAAACCUCUGAGAGAGACAGAGCGCUGCUGGAAGCAGGAAGCUGGUUCAUCCGACUGAAAAUCAGCCUGCAGCAUUUUAAGCAAAAAAAAAACAAAACAUCAAGGACGACACAGAGAUUCAGGAAAGAAAUUGUCAUAUUCAUCAGCAUGUCAUCAAACGAGCUGAGCGCGCCAGACCCGGAGCCCUGCAUCCGUACCUUCAAGGAGCACAUGCGCCUGGAACUGGAGCCUCCGAGACUCGCCACGUCUCCGAAAGUGUCCCCGCGCAGCUCCCCGCGGCUCUUCCGCAGACUCAUGGUCAACAGGGGUGGCCGUCACCGAAGACGCUUCACCGUCGCACACACCUGUUUUGAUGUGGAGAAUGGGCCUUCUGCAGGAUGCAGUCCUUUGGAUCCACAGGCCUCUCCUGGCUCGGGGCUUAUCCUGCACCCGAACUUCUCCCAAACCGGACACAACCAGCGGCGAGAGUCCUUCCUGUACCGCUCAGACAGCGACUACGACCUCUCACCGAAAUCCAUGUCCCGCAACUCCUCUGUCGCCUCAGAGCUACACGGGGAUGACCUAAUCGUCACGCCUUUCGCUCAGGUCCUGGCUAGCCUUCGAAGUGUCAGAAACAACUUUACUGUGCUUACUAAUGUACAGUGUACUUCAAACAAGAGAUCACCGGCUACCACGCAGCCCUCCCUCACCAGAGUCUGCCUGCCUGACGAGUCGUACCAGAAGCUGGCCGUGGAGACCAUGGAGGAGUUGGACUGGUGCCUGGAUCAGCUCGAAACCAUCCAGACCUACAGGUCCGUCAGCGACAUGGCCUCCAACAAGUUCAAGAGAAUGCUGAACAGGGAGCUGACGCACCUCUCCGAGAUGAGCAGAUCUGGCAACCAGGUGUCAGAGUUCAUCUCCAACACCUUCCUAGACAAACAGAACGAGGUAGAGAUUCCACCGCCCACACCGAAGGCCCGGGAGAAGAAGAAGAAGCAGCAGCUGAUGACUCAGAUCAGCGGCGUGAAGAAGGUGUCUCACGGGCCCAGCCUCAACAGCAGCAUCACCCGCUUCGGCGUCAAAACCGACAAGGAAGAUCUGCUGUCUAAGGAAUUAGAAGAUCUGAACAAGUGGGGGCUGAAUAUCUUUACCGUGUCGGAAUAUUCCAACCAUCGACCUCUGACGUGCAUCAUGUACGCCAUCUUCCAGGAACGUGAUUUGCUCAAGACGUUUAAGAUCCCAACAGACACGUUUGUGACGUACAUGAUGACGCUGGAGGAUCACUACCACUUGGAUGUAGCCUACCACAACAGUCUUCAUGCUGCUGACGUGGCCCAGUCCACACAUAUUCUCCUCUCUACACCUGCUCUAGAUGCUGUCUUCACUGAUCUGGAGAUCCUGGCUGCCAUUUUCGCAGCAGCCAUCCAUGAUGUGGAUCAUCCAGGCGUUUCCAAUCAGUUCCUCAUCAACACAAACUCUGAGCUGGCCCUCAUGUAUAACGAUGAGUCGGUGCUGGAGAACCAUCACCUAGCUGUAGGCUUCAAGCUUCUUCAGGAGGACAACUGCGAUAUCUUCCAGAACCUCACGAAGAAACAGAGGCAGUCGCUCAGGAAGAUGGUCAUCGACAUGGUACUUGCUACAGAUAUGUCUAAACACAUGAGCUUACUAGCUGAUCUCAAGACAAUGGUGGAGACGAAGAAAGUGACCAGUUCAGGGGUGCUGCUUUUGGACAACUACACAGACAGGAUACAGGUCCUUCGAAAUAUGGUGCACUGCGCUGACCUGAGCAACCCCACCAAGUCUCUGGAGCUGUACCGCCAGUGGACGGACCGCAUCAUGGAGGAGUUCUUCCACCAGGGCGACCGGGAGAGGGAGCGCGGCAUGGAGAUCAGCCCGAUGUGCGACAAACACACGGCGUCAGUGGAAAAGUCACAGGUUGGGUUUAUUGACUAUAUCGUCCACCCGCUGUGGGAGACCUGGGCCGACCUGGUCCACCCCGAUGCGCAGGACAUCCUCGACACACUGGAAGACAAUCGGAACUGGUACCAGAGCAUGAUUCCUCAGAGUCCCUCCCCACCCUUCUACCAGCCCGAAAAAGAAGGACACGGUGGAGGACCGGUGGCUGACAAGUUCCAGUUCGAGCUCACCCUGGAGGAGGAGGACUCAGAAGGCACGGAAAAAGAUGAACAGAGUCAGGGAGACGAGGAGGACGAAGCGGAGGAGGAAGAGGCAGAGGACGAGGAUCGAGAGGUGGAGAUGGAGCCAGCGACCACGCACAUCCAGAUUGUAACUGAAGACGCCUCUGCAGUGGACACAUAGGACCUUGUAGCCCAAUUUAAUGGCUAGUAACCAUUUUGUCCCCCUCGCAAUCUGGCAGUUGAAGCUUUUUAACAAAGCCCAGAGAGAGAAAGAGAGAGAGAGUUUUUUCGGCCUUCUUGGGAGGAGCGAGACUGGCCCUCUUUGCACUUAAGUUUGGAGCCAGUUGAGUUGGAGCUCUCAGGAAAUAAAUGCUGCAGACAUUGUUUUUUUUGGAGCUGAAAGACUGACAGGUGACUCUGAGAUACAGGAAGGUUUGGGGCCAAUCAUUGACGUUGUGUUUGUCGAACAGGCGAAUACAUCCGUGGAGUUGACACUACUGAGAGAUUUUUUUUGUACCAAGUGACUUUUUUUUUUUCUAAAGCUAUCGGGAAAAGUCGGGGUAGCAUACGAACUACUGAUGAACAAGUAUUUGUAAAGAAAGAAACUGUUUACUUUUCUGUACCAUUUGUCUAAAGACUUUGUGUGCCUUUUUUACUAUCGUCUUUUUAAUGGUCUUUUUUAUUUAUUGAACACACUUUAGUAUAAUUGUACAUGUUUUUUUUUUUUUCUAAAGACAAACCAGACAGCUUACACGCAGAGUCGUUUUCUAUAAACCGAAGAGAAAACUCAGUGUCUUCCUUUAUAUUAGGCAAUAGAACGAAAUAAUCCAAAUGUCUGAGAUGUAUAUUCCAGUCAAGGAUGCACUUUGUCAUUUUUUUAUACUUGUCCCGUUCUUUUAACCCCUUGUCCGGUUGUGAAUUUCCUAUGAGCUCGUUUUGUACACACACACACACACACACACACACACAAUAUAUUCACAUAAGCAUUUAAGCAUGAUGAUGAUUUUGAAAUUCGGACAAUUUAAAUUUGGUGCAGUUCAAUUACAGAGCUCCUAAAAAUAAGAUUGAAAUUAAGAAAAAACUAAAACUAUAUUUACGUAAAAAAAAAUAUCUUUAUUAAAUUAAUAAAUAAACCGAAAACAUCAGUGCGGAACUUCCUUUUUCACAAAGGAAACUUUCCCUCGGGUCUUUCUAGAAAACAAGUUCCUUCAGCUUUCAUUCAUUACCGUCAGUUCUCACAGAAAGCAUUCCCCAAUGAGUAGUUUUUCUUUCACAGGACGCAUUUCAGGAAACCGAUUUCUCACUAAAUACAUUCUCUGUGGGUUAAUGCUGUCAUGAUUUUAAUCGUGAAUUUUAGUAGAAACCGUUCCAGCUUUAAAUAUUUUGACUCCGAAUAGUGCUUAAAGCAUCAAGCUACUUUCCACCCGCAUUAGACCGUUCUAUUGGACCUCAUUAUACAUGUUCUUGUUCUGUUUAUCACCUGUAGGUGUAUGUUCUGGCCAAAGUAGCGCGCGUGUGUGUACGAGUGUAUGUACAUCCGUGUGUUUGUGUGUGUGCAUGUUUGCGCGUGUGCACAUUUUCCCCCUUUUAUCAUCUACCCAUGUUUUUUUUUUUUUUUUUCCUUUCCUUACACACCUUCUCUGUUUGGUUUGUUUAUACUAGCUGAAGUCGGUCCUUUGCUGUUUAUAACAGUGUAUUUAUUACCUUUUGUAAAUACGGAAUGAUGUUUCUUUGUAAAUUUAUUUUUAAUUUAUAUGCACUUGCAUUACCGAAAUUUGGUGGUGUUCUUUGUGUAGUGGGCUCUUGGAUUGAGUCUGUUAUAUUUUGUAAUAUUGUUUAUUUUUGUUUGUUUGAAAUAUUGAGAUAUAUAUAUAUAUAUAUAUAUAUAUAUAUAUAUGCUAUAUAAAUAUAUCACACAAUAUACAACUGCCCAGAAAAGUAGCUUAAAGACACACAACCCAUUGGUUACCAGGAGAGCCUGUAGAUAAGACACACAUGCAUACUGUAGACAUCCGUCAGGCAUUAGAAGCUUCGUGUUUCACUGUUUGGUGCAAUUUGAUACCACGAGAUCACAGACGGCUCGGAAACCCCUGCAGAUUUUUUUCUUUUUUCUUUAAAUUUUUUUUUGUUUGUUUUGUGGAUUGCUAAGAACGGUUCAGAAAGAUUUCCACCAUGCUGGACUCUUAUACCACACAUAUUGGUCACAAAUAUCACAAUCUCUAAACACCAAUGUGAAAAAAAAAGAAAAAGAAAUGAAAACAAUGUGAUCUUCUGUAAUUACUUGUGCUAAUGUGAACUAUUUUUCUGACCUUGUUAGCAGUUUUGAAAUUCAAUUUUCUCAGUAUAACUUUGUUAAUCUAUGUUUAAGAUCUUUUGGUCCGAUUUGUGUCCGAAAGGAUUAGUCAGAGUUAGUAAUAUCUGCAUGAGGGAUGGGUUUUUCGUCUAGUAAUCCCACAUUGUUGCAGGUGAAUAUUUAAUGUUUCACACAAUGUAUGGUAUAAUGUAUAUUGUGUUCAAUAAAAUCUAAAGCUACUUUUCUAUGAAGUGAUUAAAAAUGACGCAUGAAUAUA